Molecule: messenger RNA, 357 nt
Organism: Strongylus vulgaris
Lineage: Eukaryota; Metazoa; Nematoda; Chromadorea; Rhabditida; Strongylidae
Source: the annotation of a GenBank genome assembly
AUGAAUUACCCAACUACUAACCCUACUAAAACCGGCCUUGAUGUCAAACCACUCUCGAAAGUUUCCCUAUCCAGCAUUUCAUUCUUUCCCGACCCCUUAGCGAAACGAAAACGAACUCAACCAGGCCGUGGACGAACGAAGGAGGAUGGGGUGACGGCAUAUGGCGAAAGCGAUUCUCACGCACAUCGUGCUGAGUGUCGCACACCGCAAGUGAAUGGCUGGGCCCGUCGACGACCCAGCGCUGGCGACGGUCUCGUGCUUCGCCUUUUCUCACAUCCCUUCUUUUGUACUCUUUUCACUUUUUGGAACUUCUCGGAUGUUUGGGAUUUUGGAGUGAAUUCUAUCUAUUACAACCAA